CAUCUGACAAACUUUGCCAAGAUGAAGAUGCUUCUGUUUUUGGGUGUCUGCCUUCUGGCAGCCCUGGCUGUGCCUAGUGCAGAAGGCAAGAAAAUGAAACGAUGUGAUGUGGCUCGGUACCUGAAGAAGCAUGUGAAGGAUAAGGUGGCUGAUUGGGUCUGUCUGGUAGAACAUGAGAGUUCUUACAACACCAAGGCGAUCAAUAAUAAUGGCAAUAGCCGUGACUAUGGGCUCUUCCAGAUCAACAGCAAAUAUUGGUGUGACGAUGGAAAGACCGCGGGUGCCAAGAAUGCCUGCCAUAUUAAAUGCAACAAAUUCCUGGAUGAUAACCUUGACGAUGACAUGACAUGUGCCUUGAAGAUAGCACAUGAGGCCAAAGGAUUGACUCCCUGGGUUGGCUGGAAGAAACACUGCAAAGGGAAAAAUGUUUCUAAAUAUAUCAAGGGCUGCUUCUAGUCCAGAAACUCAGGACGCAACAGGCUCUGAAGAUGAGAUUGCUGUGGGAAGAGUUGGCAGCUGAAUUUUCGAGGUGGUGGCAGCAACUGGGGAUCAGUAGUAGAUUGUGGGGGGGGGGGGGGGGUCUGAAAUAGCACCAUGUGUCCAAGCAGCCAUCUUGUGAUUGUGAACUACCAACCAGGCAAGAUGAUCUGAUCCAAUCUAUGACUCUCUCCAAAGCCUUCAUAUGUACUACUGUGGAUGCUAAAUAAAAAGGAUGCAUAGAA
Molecule: messenger RNA, 722 nt
Organism: Sceloporus undulatus (fence lizard)
Lineage: Eukaryota; Metazoa; Chordata; Lepidosauria; Squamata; Phrynosomatidae
Product: lysozyme C-like
Exons: 4
Coding region: 22-456 (144 amino acids)
Molecular function (GO): lysozyme activity
Source: RefSeq, a predicted model, not a curated record